UCCCAGUCCACAAUUCAUUAGCAAACCAGCCGUGGUGCUUUUAAGAAGAUGGCAAUCAGCUUCUUCACCCUUGCUGCCUGUCUCCUAGGAUGCCACCUCUAUGCUGAAUGUGCAGUUUUUGUUAACAAGAAUGAGGCAAAUGCUCUAUUGCACCGACAUAAGAGGCACAAUACUGGCUUACUGGAAGAAGUUCUGCAAGGAAACCUUGAGCGUGAGUGUAUUGAGGAAGUAUGCAAUUAUGAGGAAGCAAGAGAAGUCUUUGAAGACGACUUGCAAACGAUCAUAUUUUGGAAUACAUACACUUACGGUGGCGAGGGAUGCAAGUCAAGACCAUGCAUGAAUGGUGGAACAUGUCAAUGCCGACCCAAUGACUACCUAUGUCUGUGCCUAGAUGGAUAUGAAGGAAGGAACUGUGAGAUUGACCUUGCAUGCUCAGCGAAGAAUGGAGGUUGCAAGCAGAUAUGUGAGAAUGGCCCUACAGGGAGGGCAGUCUGUUCCUGUGCUCCUGGGUACAGACUGAUGGAAGACCAGAAGAGUUGUGAACCAACAGUGCCCUUUCCAUGCGGGAGGAUUGGAGCUCCAGAGGCAAUGAACAACAGAAGCAGCAAUGCUACCAAUGACCCCAGAGAAGUGUCUGUCAAUAAAGCCCAGAUUGCUCUUGUGGGACCAACGCCUCCCGGGCCAAUAAACACAAACAGCAAGAAGGGGGAAGUUCCGUGGCAGGUUUAUAUGCUCAGCUAUGAGAGAAAAGAACUGUGUGGUGGCACAAUCAUCAAUGAGAAGUGGAUUGCCACCGCAGCACACUGCAUUGACUAUGGGCUACACACUGUUGUGGCAGGUGAGCACAAAAUGGAUGCUUUCGACCACACUGAACAACAACGUCGGGUGGUAAAGGCGAUUCGCUACCCUGCAUACAACAUUACCCACAAGUACCACAAUGACAUUGCACUUCUUGAGCUGGAUUCACCGCUGCAGCUGAACCAUUACAUCACCCCGAUUUGCCUUGCGGGUGAGAAGUUCACAAACAACCUUCUGCAGCAUGGAUCAGGCACGGUGAGCGGUUGGUGGAGACCAAAGGACCAAGGAAAAAGAGCCAGUGUCCUCCAGGUUCUGAAGGUGCACCGUGUUGACCAGACCACUUGUCAGAGGGAUAACGAGUCUACCCUCUUGCCAAACAUGUUCUGUGCUGGUGUCUCUGCCACAGCUAAGAAAACGCACCAGGGAGGCAGUGGAGGCCCUUAUGCCAUAGAUGUGGAAGGCACCUGGUUCCUAACAGGCAUAGCGAGCAGCUGCGAAGAGUGUGCAUUGAAGGGCGAUUAUGAUGUCUUCACUGGAGUUGCAGAUUAUGUUCAGUGGAUAAGAAACACAACAAAGCUUGCAUAAUUUAGCCAGGGGCUAGAUGUCUUCAGUUCCUUAAAAUAAUCAUCUCAUGGUGGUGUAAGGUUGGGCGGGGGAAUAUAAUCAUCCUAAGGUAUUGUUCUGAAUUUGUUUUCUAGAAUUAAAAACAAAGAAGGAAGCCCAGCAGCACAAAUCUGAAAACAGUUUGCAUAGGAAUUGUUGUCCGGAAGAGUAAGGAUAGUUAAAAGGUAGUAGAAGGCCAAUAUUUAGUAUCACAAGCCACACCAGAUUCAGCUCACAACCCGUUUUUCAAAAGUACCUCCGCAGGUUGUUAUAAAGCAAAGUUCUGUAAACUACUUUGGAAACUUAGCAUUUUAAUGCUCUUGCCAUGCUAUCAGCACUUAUUACGUGUAUAAGAAUGAAGUGCCAUAAAACCACAAAUAAAUUACCGCAUUAAAAACA
Molecule: messenger RNA, 1800 nt
Organism: Zootoca vivipara (common lizard)
Lineage: Eukaryota; Metazoa; Chordata; Lepidosauria; Squamata; Lacertidae
Product: coagulation factor IX-like
Biological process (GO): blood coagulation; zymogen activation
Cellular component (GO): extracellular region
Molecular function (GO): serine-type endopeptidase activity; calcium ion binding
Source: RefSeq, a predicted model, not a curated record